Messenger RNA from Sardina pilchardus (European sardine), 966 nucleotides. RefSeq names its product odorant receptor 131-2-like. Gene Ontology annotation, biological process: detection of chemical stimulus involved in sensory perception of smell; G protein-coupled receptor signaling pathway. Bases 1 to 966 code for a protein of 321 amino acids. Gene Ontology annotation, molecular function: olfactory receptor activity; odorant binding; G protein-coupled receptor activity. Gene Ontology annotation, cellular component: membrane. The record is from RefSeq and is a predicted model, not a curated record. Lineage: Eukaryota; Metazoa; Chordata; Actinopteri; Clupeiformes; Clupeidae. The transcript has a single exon.
AUGGCUAUGACUAACCAGUCCAGUGAAGGCUCUGCCCUGGUACAUCAGCAGAUUUUUAGGGUAGAACUGAAUGAGGGGCCUUUGACUAAACGUAUUGUGGCCAUUCUCAUGUGCCUGCUUUUCGCCUGCAUCAACAGCGUCAUGUUUCACACUCUUUUGAGUAAGCCUGCGUUUAGAGAGCUGCCUCGCUAUAUCCUCUUUGCCCACAUGCUCUGUAAUGAUAGUGUUCAGUUAAUGAUCUCCAUGUUGCUCUAUGUUUUGUCUAUGAAUUUACCUCCAUAUCCUAAGGCCAUUUGUGCAUUGUUUUUAGUUGUGACAGCGACAACUUUCCGCAAUGCUGCAUUGAACCUGGCUGUGAUGUCACUUGAACGUUACGUAGCCAUAUGUUUUCCACUACGCCAUGGUGAGAUGGUGACUCGAAAAACAGCAAUUAUUUGUAUUGCGUUCAUCUGGUUCUUCAGUUCGAUAAACAUUUUGAUAGAUAUAAUUUAUGUACUGGUAGUCGAUCCAGCAUCUUAUAAAGAUCUCAUGAUUUGUACUCGACAGAGGUUUUUUCUGUCAGCAUGGCAAGUCGAUGUGUAUCAGGGCUCUAGUUACUUCUUUUUUGUGACUGUAACAGGAAUCUUGUUUUUCACUUACAUUAAUGUCGUGGUCGCAGCUCGAUCUGCCUCAGCUGAUAAAGAAUCUGCCAAGAAGGCUCAUAAGACCAUACUACUUCACCUUCUUCAGCUAGUGUUCUGUGUUAACACAUUUGUCUAUGUAAGCAUUGAAACAGCCCUGGCUAGGACCAGCAGCAGUCGCCUGUUCAAAGACUUGCGGUACCUGAACUUUCUCUUUGUUCUCAUUCUGCCUCGGUGCCUGAGCCCCCUGAUCUACGGCCUGAGAGACGAUGCUGUACGCCCCUUAUUCCUCUACUAUGUCAGGUGUGGAACCCAAAAGGUCAAACCCUCUGUAAGCGCACAUUGA